CCAGCUCAAUCCAUAUUCCAUAACAUCCUGUUCGCCGUCUCCACCCUACAAUCUAGCAGAGUUUGAUAAAAACUGCAAGUUGAAACCUAGUCUCACCAAUUUCGGCCAACGCGAGGCAUCAAGCUUCAAGCUUCAAGCCUGAUCCAAGGCACAACAAACCUCGAAGGCAGCACGGGACGCUAAGUAACCGUUCUAUCAUCAAUUGUGGUGGAGAAUAAGGCCUUAUUCUGCCGCCGCAAUAGCACCACCCGGAAACCAUGUCGCCCAGCAUAAACAUAGACACACAACUGUAUCGUGUCGACGUCGAAGACCACGUUGUGGUAACGACUCUGCACCAAGCUGCAAGCGACGUAGGCGCUCAACCAGUGUCGCCUGUGGGCCGCCGCCGUCGAAAUCAGCGUAGCACCGCACGCGCUCGCAGUGUACGUGCGGAUGAGAAUGGCCAUAAGAAUUGGAAAAGGAAGCUGGGAGAAUACCUGGUGAAAGAUGUGUUGGUGCAGGAACUUCGGAGGAGGGGUAUACACUGGCCAAAGGAAGACAUCGUCCAGGGACGACUAGUGUCGUUCCCCGAAGGCUAUGAGCUGAUCAGCGUCCCGCGGCUCGGCGACGCCCAACGCCACGACCUCUACCUUAUCCGUCCUCAUUACGACGACGACGAGUACCGCUCGCCUGCGGAGUUUGGGCCUCAUCUUGCCUGGCUCAUGGCCGGCCAACCGCGCGAUGCCGGCGGUCGUCCAGUUUGCGACUGCUGUCUUUGCGUCAAGCUCAAUGCGGGAAAGCGUCCGGAUGUGGAUCACAGAAAAUACACAGACAUCCAUGACUAUUUCGCCGCACCUCACAAAGAGGCCGCAAGCUCCCAUGGAAGACACAUUCGUGUCAACAUUCCCGGUCCUAGCAAAUCGUCUGCGCAGACUACUCACGAUAUCAGCUUACGGGCGAAGGACUACAGGAGAUUCGACGGCAUCGCAAUGGGCGGUGGUAGAUAGAUGGUGUCUCAGCUCAGAAGGUGAUGUGGUUGGGCUCGAUUGAGCUAUAACAGAUACACAUGGAUACAAAACCGCUGCAACUGCUGAACUCAGCAGCCGAAAUAAUAACAAUAAUUCCGCCAUGGAAAGCUGUUUUCUUUC
Messenger RNA from Phanerochaete carnosa HHB-10118-sp, 1127 nucleotides. RefSeq lists its product as uncharacterized. Gene Ontology annotation, biological process: silent mating-type cassette heterochromatin formation. NCBI's taxonomy places the organism in Eukaryota, Fungi, Basidiomycota, Agaricomycetes, Polyporales, Phanerochaetaceae. Gene Ontology annotation, cellular component: SHREC complex; rDNA heterochromatin. The coding region runs from base 258 to 986 and encodes 242 amino acids. The record is from RefSeq and is a predicted model, not a curated record. The transcript has a single exon.